Messenger RNA from Lizanozyma spartinae, 1431 nucleotides. RefSeq lists its product as uncharacterized. Bases 1 to 1431 code for a protein of 476 amino acids. The record is from RefSeq and is a predicted model, not a curated record. Lineage: Eukaryota; Fungi; Ascomycota; Pichiomycetes; Serinales; Debaryomycetaceae. The transcript has a single exon.
AUGGCCAAAACAUGUCGUACCUUCAAGACAAUCAUCUAUAAGCAUGUGCUUUAUGCUCGUAUGGUGUUUCCAACUAUGCAUAGUUUCCAGAAAUAUACUGAAUACCAUUUACCUCAUCUGGGACUUAAGUUCCAACUGACAGCUCCAAGUGAUUGCGUCAACUACUUGCAAUCGGUAGUAUUGGUCAAUCCUCCAGUGAGACCAAGGAAAGAUAUGGGAACCAACAUUGCUGGUUCUUAUAUCAUCGAUGACAAUGAUUGUGACAUCAAAAGAUCAGGAUUAUCAUAUGAGGAUUUCCUUAGAUCGUUCAAUGCAAUUUUAAAGGAAGCUUAUGGUCUCAAAUCAAUAACCAUUAAUGAGAUCUCACCUCAUUUUGCCUUCCCAGAUACUUGGGAUGAUGAUAAGGGAGGUCUUAGUAAAUUUAGGAAAAGAGGCCAGAAGAUGAAGAAAACAUUGAAUAAACUCCAACUCUCCACUCAAAGCGGCUGGACCGUGCCCUUCCGCUUAGGCCAUAUCUCUGGUAUUCUUGCAGAAUAUGAUACCAUCAAUGAAUUGAUAUUGAGAAACUUUAUCGUUGAUGAUAUCAAGUUAACUUCAUUCACCAUCCCUUCUGGUCAACAGAUCACCAUCAAUAAAGUGACCUUUAUGAGUUGUACCUUCUCCAAUUCAUCGAAGAAUAGACGUAAGGCUUCAGAGCUAUUCAGUUCCGUCACAAGUGUCCAGCUAUCUUCAAUAUUAUCUGCCAAUGACCUUUCAAUGAUUGAUUUUAUGAAGGCUAAUCAUACACUUCUGAACCUUAUAAUUGAUUUCGAUUCUCCGGUGUUUUAUUCGGUUAAUGAAAUGGGUGAAAGAUUAUUUGAUUUCAUCCGAUUCAAUUCUUUCUUCAAGUUGGUCUGUAGUGGACAAGGUGGAUAUAAAAGCGUCAAAGAAUUAAUAUUAACCAAUUUCGAUCUUUUCAAGCAUUACAUUCACGUUCAUAAAAAGAAUGGGAGAUCUUUGGCAACAAUCACCGAGGAAGAAGAAGAAGAAGGAAAAGAAGAAGAAGAAGAAGACCAUGAACAACAAGACAACAAUCGUGAACAAUCACCUUCAGACGUUGAUAGAAGAUUAUGGUACCCUCAUAUAAAUGCCAAUUAUACAGAAUCACCCAUCCUUUCAAGACCCAGAGACGAUACCUUUGAUGCUCUUUUAAGUAACUUGGCACCUGUACCAAGCUUGACAUUCAUUCUUAAAGUAAGACCAGAAUUGGUUCAUACUUGUGCAAGAUGUGGGUUCACCAAGACUGAAGUGGAUACUCAGAUCACUUCUUUAAACAACAAUGAUUGGUGGAUCUUAUUAAGUCCCUUGCUUCAUGCCAAUGAGUCGUGCCACGUAAAGAUUAUGAAUACCAAUUUUCAAGUCAUUUUUGAAAGAUUCCCCAAUUCAACUUAA